AUGGAAUUCUAUGAUGGAGAUAGUCAUCACUAUCACAGAAGAGGCAGGAAGUCUUCUGAAGAAGAGAUCAGCUCAGAAGAUGACAGCAGCGAUUACAGUGGCAGAAAAGAACGCGACAGAAGAACUGAUGAUGCGGACUCCGAACCCAUCUCCAGCGGAUUACUAAAUGUAUUAGGAGUCAAAAAUCAAAAUGACGCCAGCGACCUCCUGUACCAAUUAACUGGAUUCCACGGUUAUAAGAAAGAAAGAAAGAAAGAAAGAAAGAAAGAAAGAAAGAAAGAAAGAAAGAAAGAAAGAAAGAAAGAAAGAAAGAAAGAAAGAAAGAAAGAAAGAAAGAAAGAAAGAAAGAAAGAAAGAAAGAAAGAAAGAAAGAAAGAAAAUAUUUAUUUGUGA
Messenger RNA from Spodoptera exigua (beet armyworm), 393 nucleotides. The record is from the annotation of a GenBank genome assembly. NCBI's taxonomy places the organism in Eukaryota, Metazoa, Arthropoda, Insecta, Lepidoptera, Noctuidae.